Polyodon spathula (Mississippi paddlefish) is the source of this 1833-nucleotide messenger RNA. RefSeq names its product T-box transcription factor TBX19-like. The coding region runs from base 6 to 1016 and encodes 336 amino acids. NCBI's taxonomy places the organism in Eukaryota, Metazoa, Chordata, Actinopteri, Acipenseriformes, Polyodontidae. The record is from RefSeq and is a predicted model, not a curated record. The transcript has 7 exons. Gene Ontology annotation, biological process: heart morphogenesis; regulation of transcription by RNA polymerase II; mesoderm formation. Gene Ontology annotation, molecular function: DNA-binding transcription factor activity, RNA polymerase II-specific; RNA polymerase II cis-regulatory region sequence-specific DNA binding. Gene Ontology annotation, cellular component: nucleus.
GGAGAAUGUUCCCUGUGCUCAGGGUCAGUGUGUCGGGUCUGGAUCCCAACGCCAUGUACUCUUUUCUGCUGGACUUUGCACCAGCUGACAGCCAUCGCUGGAAAUACGUGAAUGGGGAAUGGAUCCCUGCUGGCAAGCCUGAGCCACAGACCCACAACUGCGUGUACAUCCACCCUGACUCCCCCAACUUUGGGGCUCAUUGGAUGAAAUCACCCAUCUCCUUCAGCAAAGUCAAGCUGACCAACAAGCUCAAUGUGGGAGGACAGAUUAUGUUGAAUUCUCUACACAAGUACGAACCCCAGAUCCACAUUAUUAGAGUCGGAGUGAAUCACAAGAUGGUCACGAAUCUCUCAUUCCCUGAAACGCAGUUUAUUGCUGUGACAGCAUACCAGAAUGAAGAGAUUACAGCCCUGAAGAUCAAGUACAACCCUUUUGCCAAAGCCUUCCUGGAUGCAAAGGAAAGAACCCUUCCUAAGGACACCCUGGAAAGCCCCUCUGAAAACCAGCACAUGGGAAUGCCCCACUGUGGCUGGUUGAUCACAAACUCAGAAGCCCUGUGUGCUCCUGGAAGCCCUAACUAUCAGUACAGUGGGGGUCUGCCCCUGCCUCCUAACCCCUCUCACCACAGCUACGAGCGCUACGCCUCCAUGCGCCAUCACCGGUCAGCCCCCUACCCCACGCCCUUCAUCCACCGCAAUCACUCCUCAGCAGUGACGAUGACAGAGAACACAUCGACCAGUUUACCAGUUUUUUCUGGUCAUGAGAACUGGUCGGCCCUGUCGCCAGCACCACCCCAUGCCAGUAUGCUACCCAUCGCCCCUGUGUCUGCAACAGCCAGCUCCAGUGCCAGUCAGUACCCUUGUCUAUGGACUGUCAGCAACUGCACUGUGAAUGCCUCCAGUCCUGCAGGGGGAGCUACGAGUUACACUCAGAACCAGGUGAUGCGAGGAUCCGCUGCCAUGGAAACGCCAGGAGAGCAUGCACACUGGACAACACUCUCAUCUCACUCCUUCUAAUGGAAAUAGGUUAAUUCUCACCUAAAAUGAUUAAACUGUUACAGGGUUAUGGCAUCAUAAUCUGGGAUUAAAGUGUACCGUUCCAUUAUUUUGCACUGUUUGUUAAUUCGUGGGUGGCCAUCAUGCAAAUGCACUAUCAUACAGCUUGAAGAUCCGUUUCUAAAUCACUGCCAUGAAUAUUUUAUAUACAAGCACGUUAAUAUAAGGAGGGAGUUUUUUUUUUUUUUAAAUACAUAUGUCCGUACAGUACAUAAUAGGGAUUAUGGGUGUCUUUCAAUGUUUUCUUGUUUUAUAAACUUAAACUGGUUUGCCUGCUAUUGUAGCUGAUAGUGUUGAGUGAUGCGCUGUCUUUAUCAAUAGAAGAAAUACACUUUUUAUACGAUCUUAAAAAUGCCAUUCGUACCUUGGUGAUUCCCCCUUUCUACAGUGGGUGGGAGAGUUGGUGACAGGUUUACCAAAGUAAAUAUCCACGGUUGUUUUCCCAUGGUUAUACUUUGCAUUUACAAUAGUUGGCCAUGUUUUCAACAUACUUCACCACACUUUACAAUGCUUACUGAUACACUUUACCAUGCUUUCACUAUGCUUUAUAUUCUUUAUUAGAUGUUGCUAUGCUUUCAAUAUGGGAGACUUUUCUAAUGGCAUGGUCAUUGCAUUGACACCCCCCCUCCCCCCCUCCCCCUUCACAUUAAAAGUGCCUCAAUUUAUACUUCGUUUAGUUUCAAGAAAAUAUGUACAGAUGUACGCCUCUUAAAAUUACAAAUGGUAUAGACUUGGUUAAGUGUGUUCUGCACUAAAUACAAAAAGUGGAUAUUUGAUA